Molecule: messenger RNA, 3403 nt
Organism: Anguilla rostrata (American eel)
Lineage: Eukaryota; Metazoa; Chordata; Actinopteri; Anguilliformes; Anguillidae
Product: choline transporter-like protein 2
Exons: 22
Coding region: 394-2526 (710 amino acids)
Biological process (GO): transmembrane transport
Molecular function (GO): transmembrane transporter activity
Source: RefSeq, a predicted model, not a curated record
CAUGCCUGCGAUAGCUGCUAUCUGUUUCUGCCCCCGGGGCACCAGAUAGACUGGAAAAAAGUUACAAAGGAAAAGGGAGCUCUAUUGUGAGGGCAAAACAAAAUAGCUGAAAUGAAUGGAUGAGACGCAGGGAAAGGAGAAGGGCAGAGGAAGAGAGACAGAAGCGGGAGCGGGACUGAGAAAACAGAGGGGAGAAGGCAAGCGGACCUGCUCAGGAGACUGGUUUGACAGGUUUCUCUCCCUGCCUCGCGAACCGCACACAGAAAGAUUGAACAGAGAGAGAGAGAGAGAGCGUGAAGAACUUCUUGAGAGACCGAGAGAAAGAGAGGAGCUGUUCCUCCAGGUGACUCCGCAAAACCAAAAAAUCUGCGGCCAGAGAGAAAGACAGCCGAGAUGACGGAGGAAGGCGAAUUUUACGGAAAGCACGGGGAACCACGGAAACAUGACCCCACAUUCAAAGGCCCCAUUCACAGCAGGGGCUGCACGGACAUAAUCUGCUGCAUCCUGUUCAUUGUGGCCGUGCUGGGCUACUUUGCGGUGGGAAUUCUGGCAUGGACGCAAGGUGAUCCCCGGAAAGUGAUCUACCCCACGGACAGCAGGGGGCAGUUCUGUGGGCAGGCAGGUACCCCGCAGGAGAAGAAGCCCUUCCUGUUCUACUUUAACAUCAUAAAGUGUGCCAGCCCUCUGGUGCUGUUGGAGCUGCAGUGUCCGACCACACAGAUCUGUGUGGAAAAGUGUCCCAGCAAGUUCAUGACUUUGCUGAAAGUUCAUGCCUUAAAGAAUGAGGACUUUGAGGUCUAUAAGACGUACUGCCAGACGGAUGAAGACAUCUCUAAAAUGAGCGUUACUGAAAUCCUAAAAUUCGACCUGUGUCCUGCUAUGCUGACCCCGAGUAAACCCUUCACCCGUCGCUGUCUGCCUGCUGUCGGGAAACUCAACGGAGCCGUUGUCGUGGGGAACAAGACCUCGUUUGACACUGGGGACGGGAAAACGGUCAAAGCUGACGACCUCCUGGAGGGCGCCAAGAAGUCUAAUGUGGUGGUGGAGGCCCGGCAGGUGGCCAUGAAGAUCUUUGAGGACUACACCCGGUCCUGGCACUGGAUUUUACUUGGCUUGUUGCUGGCCAUGAUCAUCAGUUUGAUCUUCAUCAUCCUCCUCCGCUUCCUGGCUGGGAUCAUGGUGUGGGUCAUGAUCGUCUUGGUCAUCCUGGUCAUUGGAUACGGGAUCUUCCACUGCUACAUGGAGUAUGCCCACCUGAAGGGGGAGCCCGGCGCGGACGUCACCCUGCAGGACCUGGGCUUACAGACAGACUUCUCCGUCUACCUGCAGAUCCGACAGACCUGGCUGGCCUUCCUGAUCAUCCUCUGUAUCGUGGAAGUGAUCAUCAUCCUGCUGCUCAUCUUCCUCAGGAAGCGCAUCCUCGUGGCCAUCGCCCUCCUGAAGGAGGCCAGCAGGGCCAUCGGCUAUGUGAUGUCAUCGCUGUUCUACCCUCUGUUCACCUUUCUCCUCCUGGCGUUGGUGAUUGCGUACUGGGGCAUUACCGCCGUCUUCCUGUCCACCUCGAACGAGGCCGUGUACAAAGUGUUCAACAAGACCGACUGCAAGUACUCCUACAACACCUGUAACCCUGAGAAUUUCUCUACGAGCACGGAGAAGGCGGAGUGUCCGGACGCCCGGUGCAUGUUCGCUUUCUACGGCGGCGAGUCGUACUACCACAAGUACCUGAUCGCCCUGCAGUUCUACAACGUCUUCCUGUUCUUCUGGUGCGCCAACUUCGUGACGGCGCUGGGUCAGAUGACCCUGGCGGGCGCCUUUGCCUCGUACUACUGGGCCUAUAAGAAGCCCGACGACAUGCCCGCCUUCCCCGUGUUCGCCUCGCUCGGACGCGCGCUCAGGUACCACACGGGCACCCUGGCCUUCGGGUCUCUCCUCUUGGCUCUGGUCCAGACUAUCAGGGUCCUGCUGGAGUAUGUGGACCACAAGAUGAAAGGGACCCACAAUAAAUGCACCAAAUUCCUGAUGUGCUGCUUGAAGUGCUGUUUCUGGUGCCUGGAGAAAUUCAUCAAGUUCCUCAACAGAAACGCCUACAUCAUGGUGGCGAUAUACGGCAAAAACUUCUGCACCUCGGCCAGGGAUGCCUUCUUCCUCCUGAUGAGGAACCUGAUCAGGGUGGCAGUGUUGGACAAGGUCACAGACUUCCUCCUGUUCCUGGGGAAGCUGCUUAUUGUGGGCUCUGUGGGAAUCUUUGCCUUCUUCUUCUUCUCUGGGAGGAUACGGGCGAUCCAGGAGACGGCCCCCACCCUCAACUACUACUGGGUCCCCAUCCUGACCGUGGUGGUGGGGUCCUACCUCAUCGCUCACGGCUUCUUCAGCGUCUACGCCAUGUGUGUGGACACACUCUUCCUCUGCUUCUUGGAGGACCUGGAGAGGAAUGAUGGCAGUGCAGAGAGGCCUUAUCUGAUGCCUGAGAAUCUGCUCAAAAUUCUGAAGAAGAAGAAUGACCCCACUCUGGCACAGCAGUCCUAACUGCCAAGGGGUGGGGCCAGCAGCAGGGGGCGGGGCCAUCAAGAGUGGGCGGUGCUCCCUGCUGGAGCUCAGAACCUGCCCCAAUUGGCUGCCUUGUUUUUAUAUAUUGGAGUAUGUGAAAUUCAACCAGGGGUUUCACUCAAGUCACCAGCAUGGUGCCUGACUGGACAUUUUUAAAAGCCAUUGGCAGUUUUUUUAAGGAUAACGUUAUCACUAUUUCGCAAGUGCCUUCUUAAUGGAACAUUAAACUACCAACGAUGUAAGAGGUGUCGCUGCUUUAAAGUAACGUUUUUUUGUUUUUUUUUCCUCACGGGUAGUUUGUGUUAUGGGCUGACAGUUUUUUUUUAAAAAAGUGUUACUGUGGCGUCUCAUCAGGGAACACCAUACCCCCUUCCAGCAAGAUGAAGCGGUCGCUACCAAACGAUGAUUACUGAAAAUGCACCCCGUUUUAAAACUCUGUCCCACGUCUACGGGAUCGAUACCCUUUCUGCCUUCGUUUUCUGUGGAGCGUGUAACACGAAAAGCACAAGACAGGUUUUCGUUUGUAAUUUUUCUUUCGAUGAUGAAUUAAUGAAAUGUGGUUGUCCAAGCUGAAGAACUGUUAAGUGAUAUAUGGGGUUUAUUUGAGAUAUAAAUGCUAAAUUGUGAUCAGUUCCAGUGUUGCGCGUUGGCAUUGCCUGAGAUGUGUGUGUUCAUGACGUUACCAAAGUUCCCGUGUAGAGACUCAAUUAUGCAGUGCGGUGGAGCUGCCAUUUCUGGAGUGUCAUUGAGUUUUUUUUUUUUUGUGGUGCUGAUGCACGUGCCUUAGGAUUUGAUAUUGAGACAAAAAUACUUGGUUUCCAUUUUUAAAACUGAAAAAUAAAUACUUUUCUACAUA